CCUCCGAACUGAUUAUAAUCCGUUUAAUAAGUAUUAUUGUCUCAUGGUAAAAUUUUGUUUAGGUUUGUCGCGCUGAGUUUUUAGAUCAAAUAGGUUUUUAAUCGAAUAUACAUACGUAUGUAUAUACAACUGUUGAUUGGUUUUUGGGUAAAAUCGAAAUCUCGUUAAUUGGAAAUCCUCAUAAAUUCGUAAAAUAUUAAUAGCCCUUGCGAUUACGAAUUAUCGGGAUUCUACGUUAAAAAGAAAAGUAAAUCUGCGCUAAGAAGCAAAGUGGUCAGAAGAGGAAUUUGCAUAAAAAAAAACAUUAAUAUGUCGUCGCCCAGAAAUUCAAUAAAGAAAAAGACUCAGCUAGCAGAGACCAAAAAAGCAGCGACAGAAAAACCGCAGCAAAAACAACAAACACCCACAUCAAAGAGCAAAUACGCAAAGACGAAGGAACGAAUAGUCGAUGAUGUGCCACUUCCACCUGCCCACAAACUUACAAUGGACGAAGUGUUCGAUGCAAAGACGGGGAAGCCGAACUAUGAAACAAUGCGGGCACACUUCUUGCUCGAAGGGCGCAUGGAGGAGGGUCCAGCGCUGCGCAUCAUAAAUGAAGGAGCUACCUUAUUGCGAGCGGAAAAAAAUAUGAUUGAUGUGGAGGCACCGGUGACAGUGUGCGGCGACAUUCACGGUCAGUUUUUUGAUCUAGUCAAAUUAUUCGAAGUUGGCGGGCCACCAGCUUCCACGCGGUAUCUUUUUUUGGGUGACUAUGUGGACAGAGGAUAUUUCAGCAUUGAGUGUGUGCUUUACUUGUGGGCGUUAAAGAUUUGCUACCCGACGACACUGUCUUUGUUGCGCGGCAAUCAUGAAUGCCGCCAUCUAACAGAAUAUUUCACUUUUAAACAGGAAUGCAAAAUAAAAUAUUCUGAAGAUGUUUAUGAUGCCUGUAUGGAAGCAUUUGACUGUUUGCCAUUGGCGGCGCUGCUAAACCAACAGUUCCUCUGCAUUCACGGUGGACUAUCCCCUGAGAUUUUCACUUUAGAUGAUAUAAAAAAGUUGAACAGAUUUAGAGAACCACCAGCUUUUGGACCUAUGUGUGAUCUGCUUUGGUCUGAUCCAUUGGAAGACUUUGGAAAUGAAAAAAACAGUGACUUCUUUUCGCAUAAUUCAGUGCGCGGAUGCUCCUACUUUUUCAGCUAUGGGGCCUGUUGUGAGUUCCUACAAAAGAACAAUUUGCUAUCAAUAGUCCGUGCUCAUGAAGCUCAAGAUGCAGGAUAUAGAAUGUAUCGCAAAAAUCAAGUCACCGGAUUUCCCUCGCUAAUCACCAUUUUCUCGGCGCCCAAUUAUUUGGACGUUUAUAACAACAAGGCAGCUGUACUCAAAUAUGAAAAUAACGUUAUGAAUAUCCGCCAAUUUAAUUGUUCGCCGCAUCCAUACUGGUUGCCAAAUUUCAUGGAUGUGUUCACAUGGUCAUUGCCAUUUGUGGGUGAGAAGGUGACGGAGAUGCUGGUGAAUAUUCUUAACAUCUGUUCGGAUGACGAGUUAGUGUCUGGCCCCGACGAUGAAUUGGAAGAAGAGCUCCGCAAGAAAAUCGUUCUUUUACCAGUGAACACGAAUAAUACACCAGCACCAGCCCCCAAAACAGUGUCUGGGGUUUCAGCGCUACGUAAAGAAAUUAUACGUAAUAAGAUCAGAGCCAUUGGCAAAAUGUCACGUGUCUUCUCGGUUUUGAGGGAAGAAUCAGAAUCGGUAUUGGCAUUAAAGGGCCUCACACCGACCGGCUCUUUACCGGUAGGAGCACUAUCUGGCGGCAAGGAUUCAUUACGUAAUGCACUUCAAACCCUGGGCGCCACCCAACAAAUCACUUCGUUCGCAGAAGCGAAAGGAUUGGAUGCUGUCAACGAGCGUAUGCCUCCACGGCGCCCUUUAAUGGUGGGAGAAGGUAGCAGUAACAACAAAAACACAAUUUACAAAAAUGACAAUAGCAACAAUGUGACCAACAGCAAUGGUAAUAGUACCGAGAUUAAUCUAGGUAAAAAGAUUGUCAAACAGGUGACAAUUCGUUCCACCACCACGACCACAUCAACCACCAGCAAAUUUUAAUAGACUGCAGCUGUUAAGUUUUUCUAAAAGCUUUUUAAGCGACG
Rhagoletis zephyria (snowberry fruit fly) is the source of this 2129-nucleotide messenger RNA. RefSeq names its product Calcineurin A1 (gene CanA1). Lineage: Eukaryota; Metazoa; Arthropoda; Insecta; Diptera; Tephritidae. Gene Ontology annotation, biological process: calcineurin-mediated signaling. The record is from RefSeq and is a predicted model, not a curated record. Gene Ontology annotation, molecular function: calmodulin-dependent protein phosphatase activity.